Symbiodinium natans is the source of this 1452-nucleotide messenger RNA. The record is from the annotation of a GenBank genome assembly. Lineage: Eukaryota; Dinophyceae; Suessiales; Symbiodiniaceae.
AUGCACCGCACACGAGUCCUGGCGGGGCACAUCGUGGCGACGCCCUGCGCGGCGCAAGUUGCCCAGGAGAUGGCCCCGACAGGAAAGCUCCGCGUUGCUCUGAACAUGCGAAACGAGCUUUUGGUGAGCGGCAAAUCGGCAAGUGGUGAGCCGGAGGGUCUGGCGCCAUCUAUGGGCGCUGCAUUUGCUGAGAAGCUCGGCGUUCCAGUGGAGUUUGUGCCUUACGAGUCUGCUGACAAGCUGGCUGAUGAUGCGAAAGAGGACAAGUGGGAUGUUGCAAUGAUCGGUGCCGAUCCUGCUCGGGCAGAAUUUAUUGAUUUUACGGCCCCUUACUGCCAGAUCGAGGCCACCUACGCUGUGCCUACCACCUCGGGGCUGCGCACGUGUGCUGAAGUGGACAAAGCUGGUGUACGCAUUGCUGGUUGUGAAGGGGCAGCUUAUGUGUUAUGGCUUGAGCGCAACUUAAAGAAUGCCACCCUCGAGAAAAUCAAAGGCCAUGAUGCCACGUACGCGCAUUUCAAGGAAACAGCCAUGGAAGCAGUUGCCGGGUUGCGCCCGAAGUUGAAGAAGGACGGCGCCAAGCGGCCAGGCACCAGGCUUCUGCCUGGAAAGUUCAUGGCUGUGGAGCAGGCUGCUGCUACCAAGAAAGGCCGUGAGCAGGGUUUCAAGCUGCUCAGUGAGUUCAUCGAAGAGGCAAAGAAGUCGGGCAAGGUGAAAGAGCUUAUGCAGAAAUUUAAGGUGGAGAAGGCGACCAAGUUCACUGCGCUGCCAAACGUUGUUAACGUGUCAAAAAGAAACAAGGUCAUCACCUUGACCAAAGUCAAGAAGCGACCAAAGGAAAAGAAGGAUGAGCUCAUCGAUGGCAUACGCGAGUCCUGCGAACAGUUCUCUAGGCUCUUCUUGGUUUCGAUCGAGAAUGAGCGCAACCAGUUCAUGCAGGAGCUUAGGAGACGGCUUAGACCAGGGAAGCUUGUUUGCGCCAAGAACAAGGUCAUGCAGACUGCCCUGGGCAUGAGCCCUGAAAGUGAGUGCCAGGACAACGUGCAUAAAAUUGCAGAGAUGAUCAAUGGUCAUUGCGCUCUGCUCUUUACAAGCUCCACCCCCGAACAGGUGGAGUCGACUCUUGCGAGUUAUCGGCCCAGUGAUUUCGCACGGAGCGGAUCUCUGGCAACUGACACGGUGGUCCUACCAAAAGGCACCGAUGCACUUGCCAGCCUUCCACACUCCAUCGAGGCCCAUCUCAGGCAGCUUGGCCUCCCGACGGUCCUCAAAGAGGCCAAGAUCCACUUGCUGGGGGAUCAUACAGUGUGUACAGCUGGCAAGGAGCUCUCCGCUGAUGCAGCGCAGGUCCUGAAGCUGCUUGGCAUCAAGCAGGCCCACUUCACGUUGUCCAUCGAGGCGCACUGGCAGAAAGGAGGUGAGUUCAAAGACUGUUCUGCCUUGGAAGAUUAG